UCCUUUAAGAGCGCAACACGCCUCGCUCCAGAGUAACAGAGCCACACUACUGUGGCAUUACUGAGUACCCAGGAUACCGAGCGGACACACACGUGCACACACACACACACACACACAUACGCGCGCGCGCGCACACAUAUACAUACAUACACAAAAACACACACCUAAAAGAAAUAUAGAUGGAAUUAUAACAAUGGAAUACCACUGGGUUCUGUUUCCUGUCGUGUUACAGUUUCUCUUCCGACCAGGCAGUACCAAGCCCGUAAUUUCACCAGACGGAUCCCAGAUCGCGGUGCAGCUGAAUGGCAACCUCGUUCUUCGUUGCCAUGGCGAUUCACCAGUGCGUUGGUUUCGGGAAGAACGUCCGAGCCGAAUACUAAGGGAUGAGCAGAGGGACCACCAACUGUCAACUAUCAAUAUGACCAAAGCGAAGCCACAGGAUCAGGGCAAAUACAUUUGCAUGGAGGAGUCCUCAGGAGAGAAGAGCUCCAUUUAUGUUUAUGUUACAGCCUUCCUCUUAGCAGAUCCUGUAAACGCCUUCAGGAAGUCCAUGAUCCCAGAUAUCAUGGCCGGGGCAGGCGACAUCGCCACUAUCCCCUGCCUAGCCACCGACCCCAGAAUGGUCGACCUGCACCUGGAGACCUGCGACGGACAACAACUGCCCACUGGGAUGAGGUACAGCGCUAGUACCGAGACAGGCAUUUCCAUGUUGAAUGUCCAGCCCACCUACAAGGGAUGCUAUGUCUGCGUGGGAUUUCUGAAAGAGAAGAUGGCCCGAUCUAUGGAAUAUAAGCUUAAUGUGCGACUGGUUCCAGAUGCACCGCCCCGUAUUUCACUUCAGGAGCAUAACAGAGUGCUCCUAACCCAAGGCCAGAGGCUCACGCUCAGCUGUUCCACUUCCAAUGUCAACAGUGAGAUCAAGAUUAACUGGCUCCCACCUCAUGGUGUGAAAGCAUCCGUGCAGCAAAGCUCACAACUUUUCACCGAGCCAGUCCUGCACAAACGUACAGCCACCCUCCAAAUAGAAGCCGUGACAACCCAGGAUUCGGGGAGCUACUACUGUAACGCAGAGAACUACAGAGGAACCAGUACCGAGAGAGUCUGGGUGGAUGUCUACAGCAAAGGAUUUAUGAACCUGACCCAUGUAGAUAACAGGACAUGGAGAGUGCGAGAAGGAGAGAGUCUGUCCCUGCGUGUGGAUAUGGAAGCCUACCCUAAACCACAUGUCUUCUCCUGGAGCUACAAUCGAAAAAAUCUCACGAACACAACUGACCACGUUAUAACCACACACUCACAGGCACACAGUUAUCAAAGUCAGUUAAAGCUUGUGCGUUUAAAAGUAUCAGAGAGCGGUGUCUACACCUUUCUGGCCUCCAACGGUGACGCUAGUAUCCACCUGACAUUUGAAGUUCAUGUCCUAAGUAAACCAGCAAUUGUAUCUCAUGAAGGUCCAGUUGAUGGGCAAGUGCGCUGUGUGGCUGAAGGUUAUCCCCCACCUCAGAUCACAUGGUACUACUGCGACCAACCCCAUGCCAGGUGUUCUAAUUUGUUAAAUGCCACACAAGAGGAGGAGGAUGUCGUCACUGUAACCAUGACUAACCCACCCUUUGGGAAGGGAGCGGUGGAGAGCCGCUUAAACAUCACCAAGAACAAUUACCCCACCCUGGAGUGUGUGGCUUCAGCCGAAGGCGAGAUUGUCUACACGCUGUUUUCCAUCAGCGAACGUACUGUUCCUCAUGAGCUUUUUACUCCAUUGCUGAUUGGCUUCACUGCUGCUGCAGCCAUCCUUUGCCUCAUCCUGUUUGUUCUCAUUUACAAGUACAUACAGAAACCUAAAUACCAGAUUCAGUGGAAAGUCAUUGAGGGAAUCCAUGGCAACAACUACGUCUAUAUUGACCCUACCCAGCUUCCGUAUGACCAUCAGUGGGAGUUUCCGCGGGACAGGCUGCGAUUCGGCAAAACUCUUGGCUCAGGAGCAUUCGGGAAGGUGGUGGAGGCCACAGCAUAUGGAAUGUCCAAGGCUGAUACAGUGAUGACUGUGGCGGUCAAAAUGCUAAAACCGAGUGCGCAUGCCACUGAGAAAGAGGCUCUGAUGUCAGAACUGAAGGUGCUCAGUUACCUUGGCAACCACAUAAACAUCGUCAACUUACUGGGUGCCUGCACUGUUGGAGGUCCGACUCUGGUGAUAACUGAGUACUGCUGUUUUGGCGACCUGCUGAACUUCCUGCGCCGAAAGCGUGACUGCUUCUGCUGCUCCAGACUGGGAGAUGACACGUACUAUAGAAAUGUUCUGUUACAUCCAGAUUCAGGUGACGGUAGAAAUGGCUAUAUGACUAUGAGGCCUUUGGUUUUGGGAGUUCAGUCCACUGAGAAACGUUCACUACCUAAAGGUGUUGGCUCUAACACUGACAGUGACGUGUUCAGUGAGGUUCUUCAAGAGGAUGGUUUGGCUCUGGACACUGAAGACCUCCUCAGCUUCUCAUAUCAAGUUGCUAAGGGCAUGGACUUCCUGGCAUCUAAAAAUUGUAUUCACAGAGACCUGGCAGCCAGAAACAUCCUCCUCACACAAGGAAGAGUGGCCAAGAUCUGCGACUUUGGACUUGCCCGUGAUAUUACUACUGACUCCAACUAUGUGGUUAAAGGAAAUGCCCGUCUGCCAGUGAAGUGGAUGUCUCCCGAAAGUAUCUUUGAGUGUGUGUACACAUUCGAAAGUGAUGUGUGGUCUUACGGCAUCUUGCUGUGGGAGAUCUUCUCUCUGGGAAGCAGUCCUUACCCAGGUAUACCUGUAGACGCCAAAUUCUACAAGAUGAUCAAGGAGGGAUACCGAAUGGAAUCACCUGAGUUUGCUCCGAGUGAAAUGUAUGAAAUCAUGCAGUCUUGUUGGGAUGCAGACCCCUCCAGAAGACCCUCAUUUGGCAAGAUAGUGGAGAAGGUUGAACAGCAAAUCUCGGACAGCACCAAACAUAUCUAUCUGAACUUCAGCUCCAGGUUGCCUGUUGUCACAGCUCUCCGUGAGGAGCCUUUUUCUCACUCCUCACGCCGUAAUUCAGGAAGCGGUCACAUCACUCCCACUCAGCCUCUGCUGUCCAGUGAUGAUGUUUUUUUGGAGGAAGAAGCUCCCAGGCAGCCACGGGCAUAAAAAAAAACCUCCUCCACAAUGCUGGUUCUUCUACGAAGUCUGUAAGCCUUUCAGACAAAUCCAGGCUGAGUGAAAUAAGCGAACCCUGGAACAGAACCCUGGGCAGAAAAAAGUCACAUCAUCUUCACACUCUCUUCCCUUUACUGAUGUGCUUAGGGAACAAUGUAGAGAGUACUUUCACUCUUUUCACAUUGCUUCAUGAUCAAGUGACAUGGGAUGGUGGGACAUGGAAGUUUUAGGGAGAGUUUUACAUUUUCAUGCUGUUUGAUAUUCCUGUCGGGUCGAUUAACACAGUGACUCCUUCACUUCUGCACAACAGGCCGAACCUGGUCCUUUUGUGGUACGAUGAAUUUUUAACUCUGCAUAGGUACUGGGGAAGUUUAUCAUAUAUCAAGCUUUAUUUUCAUGAGCAUAGCACAUUCAUAUUAACAAGAUGUUUAAACCUUUCUUUAAAAGUUAAAACAUCGGUGUUUAAACCUUUGUGUGUUUUCAUGACCAUCAGCACAGGUGGUAAUGUGGCAUAGAGCAGUGCAAACGUGUCACAACUGCCGAGACUUGAAUACAAGCAUGUACGUUUUAUUUUUCGAAUGCCAACAGUCCAAAAUCAAGAGUCACUGAAAACAUACAGGGGGAUAAAUAUACAAAUACCAAGCUAAUGCAGAGAUAAAACGUGUGUUGAAAUGGGGGGACAAAUAGUUAACACCGGGUUGUAAGAGCUAGGAGUGUCUUAGCCCUGUGUCUGUGCUAAGAGGGGGUCAAUAGGGUCGGUAUUGCGCAUGCAUUUUUACAGGUCCCACAAUGGGUUUUCACACCCAAUUAUGCCCCAUUUCAAUGUAGCAUGUUCAUUUAUGGUCAUGAAAAUAGAAAGAGCACAACUGUGAAAGAAAUGGCUUGCAACCACCCAAAUAUACCAGCUUACCCAGCAAUUUAAGCUUGUGCUGAUGUAAAAUAGAGCCUUAUGCCAUUGUUCUUGAUUUGUAGGUCAAUACAAAUGGUCAGAAAAGCACUUUUAAAAAUUUUGAUCAAUCUCUAUCUUGAAUGUAGAUGCUCUUUCUUAGCAGUAUAUACACCUAAGUCCUGGAGUCUUUCAUUUUGAAAGUGCAUAUUGGUCUUGUGUUUUGUAUGAUGGGUUGAGGCCGCUUUAGGGCAGUUUAGUAGAGAUACACUGCUUCAGAAUUAUUCAGUUGCAGAUUGAGACUAUGCUUUGUUUAUAUUCAAAUCACAAGCUUAAUAAUUAGGUGAAGUACAUGUUUGUGCAUGUUAUUUUCCUCUGGUCUCUACAUUUCUGGUAGCUUCAAUGAGUACAAGAACACAAUAACUACGUAUAGACUCACUUCUUUUUCUUAGGUUAUUAGUCAUAGAUUUAAUAUUUUUUUUUUUUUUUGCUUUUCUUGUUGUUAAAAUGUAAAGAAAAGACUUCUUAUUGGACUUCUAUUAAUAUUUUCAGGGAACCUAUUUAAGUAGCAUCUCAAAGUGUUAAAGUGCAAAUGACGAACUUUCUGGGCUGAAUAACAUUUCAGCUUUAAGAGCAGUAUUAUGCUUGGUUUGUUAUGUGAAGGAUUUUGUCUAGUACUGUGUGAAACUUUGAAAACCAAAUUUGACAGAGUCCUUCAAGCUUCCCAAAUACAAGAUACUGUGGUAGAGGUAAAACCGGCAAAGCUGAUUAAAAACAAAAGACUUGUUUUUAAAAGCUCAAUUCACCUUCUAUUUCUACUCAUCUACUUCUACUCUUGUCUCUACAUAUAAAUGGCUGAAUAGUAUGAAUUUGAUUGAAAAACAGAGACUGUUGUGAAUCUCUCAUGACUCCCAUGCCUGUAGUUUAGGUGCUGCUGCCUAGACUUAGAAUUAGUUGAAGAGUCCAGUAGCAUUCGAAACGUUGCAUAUUUUGUUAGGAACAGAGAAAUGUCUCAUAAGACUCCACUUUAAACAUUUUAAGAUGUUGAUAUGGAGGCAGAGUAAUGUGUUUUUGUAGAUAUGUACAUAUUUAAUUAAGCUGUUCAUAAAAAGAUAUUGUACUGUAUAUUAUCCUUUCUGUUCACAUGUUUAUAAAGAAGUUACCUUUUUUUGUCAUUACAUACAGUAUAUGAACAAUAAGUGUUGCAGAGAAUAUUCACUCAAGCUUAGGACAUUAGACUUAGGUUAAGAAGAUGCAUCAGAAAACACCAACACUUUCCAUACAACACCAACUGUCGUGCCUCACGGUUAACCCUCAGAUUAGACUUCUGCUCUUUUGCCAAUAAGAAACUUGAGGAACAAUACAUGUGAAAGAGUGCUGUUGAGGAAAGAGCUAAUAGAAAGCUACUGCAUUUCAGACAUGGAUGCCAAUGGGUGCACACUCUCCGUAGGAACAGCCAAUGGGCGACAUCUCAGUGGAUCCACCAGUGGAAGGGUAGCUGCUCUGAGGGAGAGCCAAUGAAAUCGUUCUCAUUACUUGUUGACCUACCAAUUGGAAAAAGAGCAGCCCUGCAUUAGAGAUGGAGAGUUUAUCAGAAUCCUAAGACUAUGAGCAACAGACUGAGUGAUUCAGAUCGUGCCAGGUAGACCUUGUAACAUCAGUAGUCAGACACCCGUCAGUAGCUCUCUUUCUGUUCUUUGUGUCCAGCUGCUUCCUCCAGCGGAAGUGUCACUUCCAGGGCACUUGAGCUGGGGAGAUCCCAGCCGCUCUCUAUCCCACCUCCACCGCUUCCCUCUCACCCUCUUCCCACACUGCGACAUUGUUCUGUGGGGCAUCUGUCUGCAUCUGUGUGUGUGUGUGUGUGUGUGUGUGUGUGUGUGUGUGUGUGUGUGUGUGUGUGUGUGUGUGUGUGUGUGUGUGUUGUAGCAUAAUGCAGGUCAUUUUGCUGGUAAGGCACCAGAGCACUGAUGAGCUAUCAUUUAUACAGCUUGUGAAAUACACUGUAUACCAUAAACUGGCUCCUGGCUGCCAGUUUGUGGACAUGAUACCACUCCUGUGCUGUUGCUUGCUCUAUUGUAAUAUGUGUAAAUGAUGUAAUGUCACUAUUUUUAGGGCAAUGUGGUACGUUCAUGCUAAUGCUGUAAAUGUUUAAGUGCAACUCUUUUUUUCUGUGUGUGUGUGGUUUUCAUACUAUUUAAUAUUUACUUUGCAUAUCCAUUGCAUAAAUGUUACUUUACUAGUUCCACCCAUUGACUGUGUGUAUGGAUUAAGGUCUUUACAUGUAAAUAACAGGUGGCUUAAUUGCCUAUAGCAGAUGUGCAACUUCAUUCACAUUUGGUACACCCAGUAUACAGAAUACCAUUCAUCUAAUCACAUGUAAACUGAUGUAACGUCAUCAUGUGGUAAUAACUAUAUGAUAAUGCAUGGAUUAUCUCAGUAGGUCUGUUUUUGGACAAAUUAUUGGUGAUAUUUUUUGUCCCUUGAAGAGAAGGUUUCCUCUGUGCACUUCAUCAUUGUAUAUUUAUUUUAAGGGUUUUGUUUGUUUGUUUGUUUUUUUGUUUUGUUUUAUUGUGUAAGAUCUGUCAUUUGUGUCUGUCAUGUCUCGUUAUUAUACACUGUAAAUAAACCAUUGAAACAUAAAUGAUUCCA
Messenger RNA from Ictalurus punctatus (channel catfish), 6683 nucleotides. It is a transcript of the gene kita, whose product is annotated as KIT proto-oncogene, receptor tyrosine kinase a. The transcript has 21 exons. Gene Ontology annotation, cellular component: signaling receptor complex. Gene Ontology annotation, molecular function: cytokine binding; ATP binding; transmembrane receptor protein tyrosine kinase activity. Bases 194 to 3139 code for a protein of 981 amino acids. The record is from RefSeq and is a predicted model, not a curated record. Gene Ontology annotation, biological process: Kit signaling pathway; protein phosphorylation; positive regulation of MAP kinase activity. NCBI's taxonomy places the organism in Eukaryota, Metazoa, Chordata, Actinopteri, Siluriformes, Ictaluridae.